UUUCCAGUGGUCAGCAAUAUCUUCCUCUUACACAUCGACGUGUCAGGCAAAGAAAGUCCAAAAAAUAUAUAAUUUAUCUGCACUCUCACUUUUAGUCCCGACAAAAUUCAGAAACUGAAAGUAGUCCGUACGCCACACCACACACAACCACCACCAGCAAGAUGGUUCUCGCGGAUUUGGGACGCAAGAUAACGACGGCGCUGCACUCGCUCAGCAAGGCGACCGUAAUCAAUGAGGAGGCCCUAAAUUCCAUGCUUAAGGAGAUUUGCGCGGCCCUCCUGGAAGCCGAUGUGAACAUCCGGCUGGUAAAGCAGCUGCGCGAGAAUGUCCGCGCCGUCAUUGACUUCGAUGAGAUGGCUGGAGGUCUAAACAAACGUCGGAUGAUCCAGUCGGCCGUGUUCAAGGAGCUCGUCAAACUGGUCGAUCCCGGUGUGAAGCCCUACCAACCCAUCAAGGGAAAAGCUAACGUGAUCAUGUUUGUGGGUCUUCAAGGAUCCGGAAAGACCACAACCUGUACCAAGCUGGCCUAUCACUACCAAAAACGCAACUGGAAGUCCUGCCUCGUGUGCGCCGAUACCUUCCGUGCCGGUGCCUACGAUCAGAUCAAGCAGAACGCCACCAAGGCUCGCAUUCCCUUCUACGGCAGCUACACGGAAAUCGAUCCCGUGGUCAUUGCUCAGGAGGGCGUGGAUAUGUUCAAACGCGAGGGCUUCGAGAUGAUCAUCGUGGACACCUCAGGUCGCCACAAGCAGGAGGAAUCCCUGUUUGAGGAGAUGUUGGCCGUGUCGAAUGCGGUUAAUCCCGACAACAUCAUCUUCGUGAUGGAUGCCACCAUCGGACAGGCUUGUGAGGCUCAAGCGAAGGCUUUCAAAGAUAAGGUCGACAUUGGUUCGGUGAUUAUCACCAAGUUGGAUGGCCAUGCCAAGGGAGGUGGUGCUCUUUCUGCCGUUGCCGCCACGCAGUCCCCCAUUAUCUUCAUUGGCACGGGCGAGCAUAUCGACGAUCUGGAGCCCUUUAAGACGAAACCCUUCGUGAGCAAGCUGCUCGGUAUGGGCGACAUCGAGGGGCUGAUAGACAAGGUGAACGAAUUGAAGCUGGAUGGCAACGAGGAGCUUUUGGAGAAAAUUAAGCACGGCCACUUCACUAUCCGCGAUAUGUACGAGCAGUUCCAGAACAUUAUGAAGAUGGGCCCGUUCUCGCAGAUCAUGAACAUGAUUCCCGGCUUCUCGCAAGACUUUAUGACCAAGGGUGGCGAACAGGAGUCGAUGGCACGCAUCAAGCGGAUGAUGACGAUGAUGGACAGUAUGUCAGACAACGAACUGGACAACCGUGAUGGAGCCAAGCUCUUCAGCAAGCAGCCAAACCGAAGCGUUCGCGUAGCCCAAGGAGCUGGCGUCCUGGAGCGCGAAGUCAAGGAACUGAUUGCACACUAUACGAAAUUCGCGGCGGUGGUCAAGAAGAUGGGCGGCGUAAAGGGCCUGUUUAAGCAGGGUGAUAUGACCAAGAACGUAAAUCCCACACAGAUGGCCAAGCUUAACCAGCAGAUGGCCAAGAUGAUUGACCCCCGGAUGCUGCAACAGAUGGGCGGCGUUGGUGGACUCCAGAAUAUGAUGAGGCAACUGCAACAGGGGGCGGCGGGCGGUUUGGGCGGCCUGGGGAACCUGAUGGGCGGCUUUGGCGGCAAGUGAGCAGGUGCCGUGUAAAAUUAACGAUUUUUAUAUAAUUUUGUUUCCGCGUAGUUCGUAAUUUGUUAGCCAUUGUUUCCAUUUGUCCAAGACCACAAAAACUGAUAUCCGAUGUGGGAGCGAAUAUAGCGUAUAUAGCCUAUAUAGAUGUGCAAACAGUUAACAAUUCGGUUUUUGUACGGCUUGGCAGCCACAGUGUCAGUUUUUAUAGUUUAAACAGUUUUCUGUACACGAACUAAUGGAACUAGCAUGCCUAUCAGAUUACCCGUAAGGCAGUUGAACUAGAUAUAAACAAUAAAUAAAUAAUACAUAAA
Messenger RNA from Drosophila ficusphila, 1999 nucleotides. RefSeq names its product signal recognition particle 54 kDa protein (gene Srp54k). Gene Ontology annotation, molecular function: ATP hydrolysis activity; GTPase activity; endoplasmic reticulum signal sequence receptor activity. The transcript has 2 exons. Gene Ontology annotation, cellular component: cytosol; signal recognition particle, endoplasmic reticulum targeting. Gene Ontology annotation, biological process: SRP-dependent cotranslational protein targeting to membrane; SRP-dependent cotranslational protein targeting to membrane, translocation. Bases 162 to 1688 code for a protein of 508 amino acids. The record is from RefSeq and is a predicted model, not a curated record. NCBI's taxonomy places the organism in Eukaryota, Metazoa, Arthropoda, Insecta, Diptera, Drosophilidae.